AUUAAUUAGUUACCUUACAACUCAACUUUCACAGUUGCCCAGGCUCUGUUCACAACAACCCCAUUUACAUCGCCUAAGAAACACGAAAAGAGAGGAUGUGAUAUAGCCCCAAGAUGCACCAGGUUUCCGUCCUUCAAGAUGACAUUCCAAACCCCCGGCGCCCCGGCCGCCAAGCGACGGCGGAUUGAAGAGGCGAAUGCCACUCUCCGCAAACCGUUCAGGUCGCCAUUGAUAAGCCGAAGAGAUGGUAAUCCACCCGGCUCCGAAAGCCAGCAGAACUCACCGAGCGUCAAUCGUGGGUCUUUUUCUACGAAGAUCAACGCCCAGGCGCCGACCACUCCAGCACCGGCCCGAGGCUACCGCUCUUCUUCCGCUGCGACUCCUCUCUCCAGCGUUCAGAAUCGCGCGCCCAGCGCGGCAGGUCCGAAGGCGCCUGCAAGCCCAACAUCAAGACAAUCCUGCAACCCCGGCCGGGGCACCACCGAGCUCAGACCCGGAACCGCCGCGGGCGAGAACCCAGCCGAGCAGGGCGACCUCCUCCACCAGCUGCAUCUCGCCCAGGCGGACCUCGGAAACCUCCUCCGCAGCACCCAGUCCCGCCUCGACCUCGCCCGCCAAGCGCGGCACAUCGAGCAGGCAUCGGCCACCAAGAGCGGGCCCGGCGAGCCCGUCGACGCCGAGCUGCGCGCCAUGACGGCGCGGUGGAAGAGCACGAGCCGGCAGGCGGCGGAAGAGCUGUUCGGCUUGAUCAGAGAGCGGGUCGAGGGGAUGGGCGGGGUGAAGGCCUGGGGGGCGACGAGGCGGUGGCAGCAUGGCUCCUCUUGGGCCACUAUGGAAGGGGAGAGUACGGGGGGGAGGAAGGGGGACACUGUUGGUGAGGAGGGGAAUGGCGUCUUCGAAGGGGAGGAGGUGGUGGCGGUGGAGGAGGAGAAGAAGACAAGGGACGAAGAGGAGGAGGAAGAUGCCGAGUCGAGUCUCAACAUCGAGCCGGAUGUGCUGGGGUACGAUCCUGUCGAGGAGAAGUGGCGCGACUAAUUUGGAAGCUGUACUAGGAGGAAGGGAUACGGAGUAGGUGUUGACUAAUGGUCGUAGAAACUCUGCGCGUGUAAUAAUGGGAUCUUAACAUGCAUAACACAAGCCUGAGUCUUGAGAUGGCUGCUUCUUCGAGCUUGACUCGUCCGUAUACACUAGAGUAGAGUACGGAUUUGCCUACUAAUUAUAUUCGC
This is a messenger RNA of Thermothelomyces thermophilus ATCC 42464, 1226 nucleotides long. RefSeq lists its product as uncharacterized. NCBI's taxonomy places the organism in Eukaryota, Fungi, Ascomycota, Sordariomycetes, Sordariales, Chaetomiaceae. The transcript is spliced from 2 exons. Gene Ontology annotation, biological process: DNA recombination. The record is from RefSeq and is a predicted model, not a curated record. Bases 139 to 1035 code for a protein of 298 amino acids.